Cooperia oncophora is the source of this 288-nucleotide messenger RNA. The record is from the annotation of a GenBank genome assembly. NCBI's taxonomy places the organism in Eukaryota, Metazoa, Nematoda, Chromadorea, Rhabditida, Trichostrongylidae.
AUGCCUGGAGCCAAGGUGUUCGAGAGUAUCUACGAUAAUUUCCGGUUGUUCGGUUCCGGAUUGCUGUUUUUGGUUGGUCUGAUCGUCCUCGCUGGAGUCAAGGUGGUCAACAAGUUUGCAUUACCACUCGUCUUUGUCGUACUAUUCUGUAUAUUUUCGUCGUUUCUUGGUGCCUUUGUGAAAUUCAACGGUUCAGACUCGCUCAAAUUUUGUAUGAUGGGCGAUCGACCGGUGGAUGAUUACAAUACCUACUAUGAACGACACGUCUUCGGCCGAAUUGUACGGUAG